Molecule: messenger RNA, 1349 nt
Organism: Dicentrarchus labrax (European seabass)
Lineage: Eukaryota; Metazoa; Chordata; Actinopteri; Moronidae
Exons: 5
Coding region: 622-1287 (221 amino acids)
Source: RefSeq, a predicted model, not a curated record
UACUGGUUCCUACUGAAUACAUACACUUGUAAAAACUAACCAAUAUAUAGUUUCAUAUUUAAAAAAAGAAAGAAAAAAGGCUCAUUGGCUGCUGUAGUACCACAGUGUGACCCAGUGAUGUGUUUCUAAUAGUUUUGGACAACAAUGGAGCUCUAUGGCACAGAGGAAGAUAUAUAUAUAAUAUAUCAGACUGCGAAUACACACACAAUACUUGUUUGUAGGAUACAUUGAUUGUUGGUUUGGGUCCUAUCAUGGGAUUUGCUGACAGUAAGAAAUGUACAUUGUAUUGGCAGCAUUGUCAUUUCAAACGACACCAAGUAAUCCCAUAAUUUCCCAUAAUUUGUUUCAGUUCAUAAAUGUCCUUUUUCACCCCCCUAUAGCAAAGACAACUUCAAGAUGCCCUCUUCAGUCCAUUGUUUCCUCUUUAACGAGGUCAAUUAACCAUACAGGUGUCUUUUACCACAGGCCGCUACCAAUGAGCAAUCAGUUCCCACAGCACUGAGAACCAUUUAAAAGCAGCUGUUGUAGAUUGAAGCCACUACGGAGCAGCUCCUGCAGUCUUUUGGUGAGAAGUUCCAAACCCUUACUGUAUCUGCAAUUUACCCACUUACCUGUGCUACAAUGAGGGUGCUACUGGUUUCAUGUCUGCUGAUCAGGAGCGUUACCUGUGGCCCUGCGUGGAAAGGCUCGAGCAGUGAUGAUCCAAGCUUUAGGCAGCGGCCACUUUCUCCUGGGUAUUGGUUCAGUGGCACAGGGGUGAGUUCUGACCCGGGCAGCAGCUCCUCUCUACCAAGUCUACCCAACCCAAACUCUGUCAAAGCUGCUCAAGAUGCCACUAACAUGGCUCCGUCAUUCGGUGGCUACGCUAAUGUCUGGGAUGGCGGCUAUAGCAACCCCAAGGCAGGCAAUUAUGAGGUCUCUUAUGCCGCUCAACCUAGCGGGUAUUACGGCAGUGCUCCAGUUGGUGACUAUGCUAGUGCUUAUGUAGGGGACAGUUCUUACGGGUUCAGUGUGUCCCCUCAAGAUGAGAGCCAGAGCUCUGGAUCUGCUACGGGCACUGAGUUCGGCGACACAAACCCCGAACCAGUCUUCAGUGACGUGUCUGAUCUGGAGCCACUGUACUCCUUCAGCUCUCGUUCGCGCUACCAGCGAGGAAGGGCAAUGUUGGCUCAAAGCCGCUACACCCCAGGAGAGGCCGUUCUCCCCAUGGCAGCAGCCAGACGCAGUAGUAAAACCCCUUCAAAGCAAAGCAGCCCUGCUAAAGCACCACCCAAAGGUGGCUUCUAAAGGUUGUUCUGGUUUAAUGUCCCAGAUGACUCAUUGAUGAUGCCAAUAAAUUCUAACCUUCA